AAAAUAUAAUUAUAUUAGUGCUACAAAAAUGAUGAAAUAAAUGAUCAUCAAAGGAAGCCUACAAUGAAGAUAAGAUUAAACUUUUCAUGAUUCACUAGCAUGAGCAAAAGAUGGAAAAAGAUAACAGAUGCAGAAACAGAGCCACAAUGGUUUUUCUUUACACCAUUACGGUAUUAUUCAUACUUAUUGUGGGGUAUCAUUAUUAUAUACAUUAUGGAUCACGAAAUGGGCGACUGAUCAAUCUUAUACCAGGGCCAUCAGGUUAUCCGAUUUUUGGAAAUCUACUACAAUUUAUAGGCCCACGAGAAAAACAAUGGAAGUUACUGAUCAGUCUAAUUGACCAGUACUAUCCAAUUGUUAAACUUUGGGGAUUCUCUAUCCCCUUUGUAUUCAUCCGUCAUCCGGACGAUUUACAGACAAUAUUACACAACACGGCCCACAGUAGAAAAAACUUUUUUUAUGAUGUUUUACGUCCAUGGAUGGGCAAUAAUAUUUUAAUUAGUGAAGGCGCCAAAUGGCGUUCAAUACGGAAAAUAAUAACUCCCACAUUCUAUAAUAAAAUUUUGGAGCAAUAUGCUGAGAUUUUGAUCACGGAGGGUGAAAACAUGACAACGUCUUUGAAAAAUACAGGAGGCACAGUUGUAAAAGAUUUAGAAUCGUUUGUUAGUGAACAUACGUUGAAUGCAAUAUGCGAAACUUCAAUGGGUAUUUCUCUACGUGACUUCGGUGAAUCCGGGCAAAAAUAUCGAAAAGCUGUUAAUCGGAUUGGCGAACUUUUUAUUUAUAGGUUAGUGAGGAUGUGGUUGCACAACGACUGGAUAUUCUUACAGGAUCGUGUCAGAAAAGAAGUGGAAACUGCUUUUAAAGAAAAUAGACAUCAAUUUAAUAAAGAAUUAUUAGACAAUUUAAAAUAUUUACAUAGAUGCAUCCAAGAAACUUUGCGUCUGUAUCCGAGCGUAUUUUUAAUAUCGCGAGUUGCUGGGGAAGACGUUAAAUUACAGUCAUAUUUAGUACCGGCGGGAACAACUCUGGUCCUUAACAUAUAUGGAGUACACAGGGAUCCUAAUUUUUGGCCAAAUCCUGAGAUAUUUGAUCCCGAUAGAUUUUUGCCAGAGAGGAAACGAAAUCAUCAUUGCUAUUCUCAUAUACCAUUUAGUGCUGGAUCGCGUAAUUGUCUAGGCCAGCAAUACGCCUAUCUACAAAUAAAGGCUUUAAUAGUUCCUCUGAUACAGAGUUAUUAUUUAGAGCCCAUCGAUUAUUUAAAGAAUCUGAGGCUACAGGCUGACUUAGUACUUCGCCCAGCAUGUCCACUUCGUGUAAAAUUUGUCCCCAUUUGAGAUCUAAUCAUAGCGGACAACAAGGAUCUAGGAUGUCUCACCAAAUCUGGAUGCCAAAUAGGAUGUAACACCAGCAACUGUUGUGAUUUGGAUAAUGAAAUAUAUCAAACAAGCGCAUUUGACGAAUAAUUAGUAAGAUCGCUUUACGUUACGUAACAACAAAAUGCGAUCUCUUAUUAAUUAGACAUUAACUUCUUUAUAAAUGUAUAAUUUACUAAUCGUUUUAAUAAUUACUUACUAGUAAAUCUGAUAUUGUCGUGUAACUAAACUCUUAUUAUAUGCUCUCUGAUGGUCUUUAUAUUAAUAUGUAAAUUUAUUCAUGUGCUGUAUAACGUCGUAUGUAAUGUACACAUUUGUAUUAGAGUUAUAAUUUGUACACACAAAGUAGAAUUGUAAAACAUAUCUGGAUACUAAAAUAUAGAAAUUAUUCGAAAUAGUUAUUUUAUUGUUAGUCAAA
Molecule: messenger RNA, 1794 nt
Organism: Temnothorax curvispinosus
Lineage: Eukaryota; Metazoa; Arthropoda; Insecta; Hymenoptera; Formicidae
Product: cytochrome P450 4C1-like
Exons: 11
Coding region: 111-1337 (408 amino acids)
Molecular function (GO): oxidoreductase activity, acting on paired donors, with incorporation or reduction of molecular oxygen; iron ion binding; heme binding
Source: RefSeq, a predicted model, not a curated record